Pogoniulus pusillus (Red-fronted tinkerbird) is the source of this 2117-nucleotide messenger RNA. RefSeq names its product migration and invasion inhibitory protein (gene MIIP). The coding region runs from base 328 to 1683 and encodes 451 amino acids. Gene Ontology annotation, biological process: negative regulation of G2/M transition of mitotic cell cycle; negative regulation of cell migration. The transcript is spliced from 11 exons. Lineage: Eukaryota; Metazoa; Chordata; Aves; Piciformes; Lybiidae. The record is from RefSeq and is a predicted model, not a curated record.
CGCAUGCCGGGAGCCGCGGGGCGGGCCCAGCGCGGGAACGCCCGGGACGGGGUCGCCCGGGGAAAUCCCGGAGGUGUUGGAGAGAGGGGGGACCCCCCCGGCCGCGGGAUCGCCGUGCGCCUCGGAGCAGUUUCCACUGUCAGAGUGUCUUGUCUCUGUUCAGUCAGCUAUCAGCUUCUGGGUGUCAAAUAUUCAGCAGCACAACCAAGGGGAGAGAAUUGCACAGUGGUGCUAGUUCUGAGUGUGCAGGGUUGUAAGACUGGCUGAUUUCUCAGGAGCAGUGAUCAACACUCCCAACAUUCCAAGAGCUGAAAGUGAUUUCAUAGGAUGGAGUUGGAGCACCUGAAGAGGCUGCGUCAGGCCAACCAGGACCUUCUGCAGAGGCUGAGAAUGAAGCAGGAAGAGAUCAGGAAAAGACUUCCCAGCAAGCCAUGCUCUCCAGCAUCUCUUCAUAACGUAGCAGCUACUGAAAGAUCUGUCCCCUCGCCCACGAGACGGGAAGAGAAUCAGGUUGCUGCUGUGAAGCCUUCAGCUGACCCUGCAGUGUUGGUGUCUGUGGAACCUGGAGGUUUGGCAGCCAGAGCAGACCUCUGUUCAUCUCUGAAACACAGCAGUGAUGACGGAGAGCUACAGCAGCAACAAGCGAAGAUGCAGGAAGCAAUAGGCUUGGAUUCCAGCAUUCCUGAGAAAGAGAAGGAUGUUAUGCCAGUGUCUGCCAUCUCUGUGUGUGACAGAGAAAGCUUUGGAGUGGACAGGGAUGGCUGUGCUCAAAGAUGUCCAGAGAAAGAAUCCUUCCUCCCAGGACAUGGAAAGGACAGCAGAGAGUCUGCUCUGCUAGAUGGUGACCAUGAGAAAAAACAGCUUGAAAGUCCUCUGGCCUCAUCACUGAGUGGAACACAAAGUGAAGAGACCAGCAAGCAAGAUGUGGUCAUUGGAGAGCCUAUAAUCCAUAAAUCAAUCUUGGUGACUUCUCGGUCCAAAGAGUUGAAGAAGGAAGCUGGCCGUGUGACUUUUCAGUCUGACCCUGAGCAGUAUGCCAUACCUGUGAGCAGCUGGUCUGCAAGGCCUUUCCUGGGCUAUGACUGGAUUGCAGGGGUCCUAGAUACAAACUUUUCAGUAACAGAAAAAUCUGACCAAUACUUUGCUGAGCUGCAGGAGUUCCGACAGGCCAACAAAGACAUGUGUAUUCGUGAGCAGCACACAGAGCCUAAGGCUCUGGAUGACCUAAUUCCUGACCAAGAGCUAGAUUUGAUAACCAGUUUCCAUAAGUGUGUUUACUGUUACCGAUUAAACCAGCGCCUCUUCACUGUCCCUGUGGAUUUGGAAUCUGCCUGCCCCAUCUGUAAGAUCCCACGUGCUCAGCGGCCCCCAGGGACACUGGAAGAGCCAGCCUAUGUCAGGGUCAGCAUUCCCAGGGCUACCCUUAAGCCUGCCUACAAAUACAAAGCCCACCGUAGGAAGAGCUUUGAGCCAGCAGACAAUCUAGCAUUACCUUCGCAUUGCCUGGCUGGCUGGGAAAAUACCAUCCCUUCCAGCACUCCCACGCACAGCAGUUUGGAUCUGCGAGCUUCGCUGGAAGAACAACCCUCUCACUAUUCUGCUCUGGUAAGAAUAGCCCUGAGAGAGAGUCCCUGGAGAUGCUGGGAACUGCACAAUAAUCAUGGAUGGCUGAGCAAACCAUAGUUCCUGGAAGAUAAUUUGCUCAUCUCCACAAGCAAACAUUUUCCUUCUGCUGCUGUGUAGACUUGUGUGCAGACAACAUGCAGCUGGCGGAGAGGCAAAAGCCUGUCCAGCUCACCAGUCUUCAUCAAAAUGGGGAAAGUCACUUUGGCAUUCUUUGAUUAACAGCCUCUUCAUUUGGAUUCCAGAGCUCAGCGUCCUGAGUGCCAGGCAGAACCAGAACUGACCAGAUUCUGAACCUGACCUACCCGACACACUUCACAUCUCAGAGUGCUUCUCAGCAGAGGGAGCAAAAUGAACUUGGACGCUACAAAGCAGCUCUAAAUUUAAGUGUGACAGCCUCACCUUGUGAGCCACUGACUUUCAUCACCUUGGGGAAGGGAUAGGCACAAGGGGUGCAGACCACUCUGGAUAAAAAUAAAUCUUUGCACAGAUUG